Molecule: messenger RNA, 1789 nt
Organism: Achroia grisella
Lineage: Eukaryota; Metazoa; Arthropoda; Insecta; Lepidoptera; Pyralidae
Product: zinc finger and SCAN domain-containing protein 12-like
Exons: 6
Coding region: 49-1746 (565 amino acids)
Biological process (GO): regulation of DNA-templated transcription
Cellular component (GO): nucleus
Molecular function (GO): DNA-binding transcription factor activity, RNA polymerase II-specific; RNA polymerase II cis-regulatory region sequence-specific DNA binding; zinc ion binding
Source: RefSeq, a predicted model, not a curated record
AUUUUAAUUCCCUACUUUUAUGAAUAUUUCUUUUAUAAUUUUGAUAAAAUGAGUAUACUCAAUCGAAAGGGACCGGUCUUCGAUCCAGGCUUGUGCCGUUGUUGUGGUGGUUUGAAGAAAUGUCGUCUUUUAAACGUAGAAUACGAAUGGUCGGGGCAAAAGGAAGUGUAUUCCGAUAUGUUUGUGGAUUGCUUCGGAUUACUGCUGUCCCACUUGGACGGAGAGGUUACGGAUCGUUUGAUAUGCGCCACAUGCGUUACGCGACUCCGCGAGGCGUGCUCGUUCAGGCGGCAGGUGCUUUGUUGCGAACAGAAGUUGCUGCAGACUGAAAUACACGUGCAUGAAGGAGAAUCAGAAGAAAAAAUAAACACAGAAACACUAGUCAAGGUGGAGAACAAUGAUGUUAAUGUGGAAUCAAUGAUAGAUGAUGACAAUGAUGAUGUUCCAGAUCAUAUUGAUAAUGACGGAGAUAGCGUCAAGAGCGAACCGCAAAUAAAACCAAAAAAAUCGGGAAAACUGAAAAAGAAGAAAGAAAGAAUUAAAACGAAGAGGAAAUCUAAAAAGUCCAUUCCAAUGAGAGAAGAGCAACUGGCAAGAGAGGAAGUGUUGGAAAAAAUUGCAGAAAUGAGCGCGAAAUUGAGAAAAAUGGAGGAGUAUGACGAAAUGCAACCCAAGCCGAAAAGGACCAUCGACAAUGACCACAAAUCAUUCCACAACACAAUCGCCAUAGUCGAGAACUCAUACGUCUGCCCAUUCGAUACCUCCUUCAGCGACUACUACUGCGUCUACUGUAGAGAAGUCUUCACAGACCCGUGCAAACUCAGAGAGCACACGUCAACCCACGAUCCUACCACAUUCAAAAGCACGGUGUCAAACAAAAAGCUGCCGCAACUCGAUGUGAUGAAGGUCGAUUGUCGAUUGUGCAACCUACACAUAGACAAUAUAGAAAAUUUAAAACAGCAUCUAACGACACACGGAAUCAAUUUCUACGCGAUCAACAACGAGUUUCUAUGUUUCAAACUGACUGUGAACAAUCUGACAUGCCUCGAAUGUGGAGUGUCUUUCAGCUUCUUCCAUGCUUUAAAGAAACAUAUGGCGGAACAUUUCGGUACCUGCAUAUGUGAUGUAUGCGGGGCCCAUUAUUUUGAGGAGCGAAUGCUGAUGCUGCAUCAGAGGUCCCAUCAGAGAAUAGAAGAGAAUUACCCGUGUAAGGAGUGUGGGAAGACCUUCAAGUCGAAACAUAGCAGGUACUUGCAUGUAGCAAGAAUGCAUAAGAAGGAGCCAGCAUACCAAUGUAAUAAAUGUGAUGAGAUUCUCUUCUCUUACACGCUGAGGUAUAGACAUAUGAUAGAAGUGCAUGGUGAACAGAGGAUGUACCCGUGUGAACACUGUGAGAGGGCGUAUGAUAGUAGGAAGUCCCUCAGGGAACAUAACAGGAGGUUUCAUUUGAAGAUCUUCAAGCAUCAGUGUGAUUUGUGUGAGAAGAGGUUCUAUCUACCGUCGAGGUUGAAGGAGCAUAUAGCAACGCACACUGGCGAGAGGAAUUUCAGAUGUGAAUACUGCGGGAAGAGUUAUCCAAGACUCCGCGGCCUGAAGGUGCAUAUGCAAUCUCACAGUUCAGACAAGAAGUUCAAAUGCGUGAUGUGCAACGCGUCCUUCACGCAGAACGUCAACCUCAAGAACCAUAUGAAGCGGCAGCACCAGAGCUUAGAGGCCGAGGAAGGGUACCACGAGGUAGGGCCGUAGCAGGAAGUGAACUACUAAUAUUUUGCUUCAGUAACCUAGUAAA